AUGGAUAUCCAGCUCAUUGACAACACAGCGCCUGCCGAGCGCCCCGCAGACAAUGCACCCUUCACCAGGACGACUACGACAACUAGUGCAGGCUCAAGAUUAUGGAGUCGUCCGUCAAUUCGAGCGGAGCGAACAAGACGCAAAUAUGCAAAAUGGCAGCCGGAUCGGCUAGGGGUUGCGGAUGAUAGUGCAACUGAAGGUGAACAACUGUCAUCGGACGAGAGGGAGCUGGUGCGAACCGAUACAAAUGGAAACACCCUGACCAAUGUCAGCACUGUCCAGGAAAGUAGCAACGACAAUGGCUACCAGUUCGAUUCGCAAACCUCUGAGCAACUUGCAGGACCAGUACAACAGCACGACUUCGCUGGCGCCGGCGCCGGCGCCAGCACCAGAACGACACAUUCGUCUAAGAAUCAGCACAAGAUCUGUGGGCUCAAGCCUGGGAAUGAGCUAGAUAUUCUCUACGAGAAUCAGCGAGGGUGGUUCUUCUUCGGUAUUCCCCUUUAUUCAGAUCGAUCUCUCUUGAACCUCGACCCGGGCCCCUGGAUAAACGGGGAUGGUAAACGGAGCAUCGUCAACAUAACAAAUGCUCAAGUCCCUGAUCCUAGCUGGGAAUGGGCGUGGAGGACUUGGUACGUGGAUAUGUCUGGUGAUGUCGACGAGCAGGGCUGGCAAUAUGCGUUCUCGUUCACGUCAUCAUCAUGGCACGGGACUCAUCCUUUCUUCCACUCGUUUGUACGUCGCCGUCGAUGGGUCCGGCUGCGUGUCAAACGCGCAUCUGAGCGGAAUAGACGAAGCCGCACGGGGCUGGAAAUGGCGCAUAUGUUGAACGCGGAUUACUUUACAAUCCACUCUGCUGUGAAGCCAAAAAGAGCUUCUACUUCAGAGCGUGCGUCUAGGGCAACGUCUGUGAACUUGGGCCGGGCCUCUGCGGGGAUUGAAGCGGAGGUAUUUUUGGAGGAGAUUAGGAAUAUUCCGAAUCUGAUGUAUGCGCUGAAAGCCGCAAUUGUGGAUCGAGAGAAGCUUGAUGCUGUCAAGAAGUUUGUCAAGGAUGGGGGGGACGAGCUUUACUACCUAGAUGAGGCGAUCCCCGAAAUCAUGGCCAGAUUAGUUUACCAAGCCUCUCGGUGGCAACUUCUCACAUACCUUCAGAACAGCAUCCAAGAACUGCACCAAAAAGAGCACCAGCAAGCUGAAGGAGACAAGAAGGAGAUUGAGGACCUUAAACGCAAGCAGGAAUAUCUUUCGAAGGCGGCUGGGACGGCUCGGCAUCACCUCCUCGGCCCUGGAGUGCUCCAAGAAACAUCCAUAUCCCGCGAACGGAUUUCAGUCUCAGAUACGGCGGAUCUUACGCCGGGAGACAGAAGGGACAGCCUUCUAUCUCGAGUAUCCGGAAGAUACUCUUUUGAACAGAUGGACAAUGGAGGGGAGAUCAAGGGAAUUCCACCCAAGGCAGAAAUUGGGCAUGACGUUCAUAUUUAUUGA
This is a messenger RNA of Aspergillus calidoustus, 1485 nucleotides long. NCBI's taxonomy places the organism in Eukaryota, Fungi, Ascomycota, Eurotiomycetes, Eurotiales, Aspergillaceae. The record is from the annotation of a GenBank genome assembly.